This is a messenger RNA of Hypanus sabinus (Atlantic stingray), 1812 nucleotides long. RefSeq names its product cathepsin F-like. The transcript has 12 exons. Lineage: Eukaryota; Metazoa; Chordata; Chondrichthyes; Myliobatiformes; Dasyatidae. Gene Ontology annotation, cellular component: lysosome. Gene Ontology annotation, molecular function: cysteine-type endopeptidase activity. The record is from RefSeq and is a predicted model, not a curated record. Bases 92 to 1123 code for a protein of 343 amino acids.
AAGAGAUGGUGGACAGUUCACCACAGCGGCUGGAGUUGUCCGAACGAGUGUGAUCCUGUUCUGUUGUCCGGUAUAGAGUGCGGGUAUCAGAAUGUUCCGGCUCCUCGUCGCCUGCCUGGUGGCGACCCAGCUCGCCCCGUCGCGGUGCUCCUCCCUCGCGGUUCUGCCAGAUGAUGAGGAGGACGAGGAGAUGUUCCAAAUGCGAUCCGAUUUCGAGGAGUUCAAAGUGGCUUACAACAAGAGUUAUACCGGAGAGGAAGAAGAGAAUCGCCGUUUCCAAAUCUUUGUGGAGAACAUGAAGAAAGCGCAGAUAUUUGAGGAGGACGACAAAGGAACGGCCGAGCAUGGAGUCACCAAAUUCAGUGACAUGACAGACGAAGAAUUCAAUCAGUUCUACCUCAACCCGGUAAUGAUGAACGACUCGUCCUGGAUGGAGGAGAUGGCUCAGAUACCUGUGGCCGAACCCCCGCCAAAAUGUCGGAUAAGACGCCGAUGCGACUGGCGUCAACAGAGAGCAGUAACUCAGGUCAAAAACCAGGGGAGGUGCUCUGCGUCUUGGGCUUUCGGGUGCGUCGCCAGUAUCGAGUCGCAGUGGUACAUCAAGACGAAAGUGCUCAAAGUCCUCUCAGAGCAAGAGAUCCUGGACUGUGACCGUUACGACAAGGGCUGUUCGGGUGGUUAUCCCUUCACCGGCUUCGCCGCUGUACAACGUAUGGGGGGGUUGAUGUCUCAAAGACAAUACCCCUACCAGGCCAAGAGGUGUAGGUGCAAGCAGGUACGCCAGAAACGUGUCGCCAGGAUUAAGUACUUCCGAUGCAUCAGCCCUCAUGAACAAGUGAUGAAGAGGUGGGUGGUCACAAGAGGGCCCAUCGUCAUCUCAAUGAACGCGGCCCUGUUGAAAACCUACAAGGCUGGAAUAAUCCGUGCGAGCACAUACAGGUGCCCUGUGAACAGGCUGAACCACGUCGCAUGCAUUGUGGGAUACGGCUACCAAAAGGGGAUGUCGUACUGGAUCGUCAAGAAUAGCUGGGGACAGAACUGGGGAGAAAUGGGAUACUUCCGCCUGUACCUUGGGGAACAGUGCUGUGGAGUGAACCGCUUCCCCAUGUCCGCAAUUGUUUAAGUCGAGUGCACUGGGCGCGUCGCUGCAGCCCUGGUCGAUCGGAGGCGGCGAGGCGACGGGAAGAAGCUCCUCCACCUUUGCAGCUUGGCAUGGCGUUUCUGCACAAAUACGACCCGUUCCAACACACACACCAUCAGGUUACCACCCCGGCCCAUUUCUACCCAGCCCCAUUCCAGUCACUCGGCCACACUGAGCAGCAUCUUCGGCUCUCUAACAGCCCCCAUGGCCGCCCCCACCGCGAGUCCGAUCCGCUUGGACGUGUCAGCAGACUCCACCCUGCUAGUGUGAGCCCUGGUAUGGAAGGCUACCCCGUCCUCUCAGGGGGGCACCAGUCAGAGACCCCGAGCGACGUAGAGAGUGGAAUAGGCGGCCAUGACGCCGUCCAUCGGGAACGCUUGUGUUCACUGGACUGGUUUGGUCUUGGGAGAGGCGGGUCCCGUUGGAGUUCUGGCUCAUUGGAAGGGAUGGGUUCAAGGCAUCAAUUUCCUUAGAUCACGGGGUUGUCAGCUGGAAUGCUUCCGUUUGGAAUGAAUGGAUUCCUUCCCAGAGCUUUCUCCAGUGGAACACUUUUCCUUGGGAAGGGGUUGGUUCAAUUCCCUGCUGUUUUGCACCCUGACCUUUCUGUGGUUGAACAAGCUCUGCAAUUUUGUGGCUUUUGCAAAGACUUAAUAAAAUGACGUGAAGCAUCA